AUUGUGAAUCUCGAAAAAAAUUUGACGAAACAAUUAUCGAAAAAGAAUUAUAACAAGUAGAGUCUCCUUGGUAGGCCUCUAUAUUUGUUGUAAAUCCUCCCCACCCAACCUAAUUAUAGGUGGUUUCAGAGUUAGGGCCAGGUAGGGUACCUCUUUAAUUUUGUUCAGAACUUCAAUAUCCCCUUGUCUAUAAAUACCUAGUUAACUAAAUUCACUUUGCAAUAUUCUCACAAGAAAGAACUAGUAACCUUGAGAAACACAUGGAUCAGAAAAUCACACAAAAUGGUUGCAUUUUCUCCAAAAGCAGUGGUGCAGUUGUUCCAGAACCAGAAAGGAAUGUUGUUCAGUUAAACACACUUUCCUCUCGCCAAAUGGACUCUCUUACUGCUCUUUGUGACACUUUUUUACCUUCAAUUCAUCCUAAUUCCUAUGGUCAUCAUCAUCAAGAAGCCAAUAUUGAUGAUUCUUUCAUUAAGUUCCUUCAAACUUCAGCAUCCAUGAAUGGAACUCCUCAACAUAUAGCAUGGAUGGUAAGCAACAGAUUGCAACAUCCUAAGCUGAACUUGUGCGUAUUAGCGCUAUGGCUAUUAUCAACAAGGAUUGGAACUUUCAUAAUUUGUGGUAAGCCAAGCUUGUCGAGCCAGUUUCCAUAUUUGCAGAGCUUUUCUAAGGUUUCACCAAACAAAAGAGAAGAAAUUGUAAAAUCAUGGGAAACAAGCUGGUUCAAACUCCUAAGGAUUCUCUUUUCUGGCUUGAAAAUUCUGGUUCUCCUGGUAUUCUUCACUCAGGUGAAUGAGAAAAGCCAGAAUCCAUCAUGGAAAGCACUUGGCUACUCUGGACCUGAUCCAGAUUUUAAGAAGCAAAAACAAGAAAACAUGGACCGUAAGAAAAGGGAUCAUCAACCAUUUGGACCACUUUAUGAAGGAAUCAUCAGUCUAAAAGAAUCACACAAAAUAACAUUUGAGAGGCUGCAAAAACUAGGAUUUUCUGUGUCAAAACCCCAUAAUUUGAAGAACAUAAAGAGAAGUACAGAGUCCCCUGAUUCCAUAAUUGAAUGUGAUGCUGUAGUAGUUGGUUCAGGUUCUGGUGGGGGAGUUAUAGCUGGUAUUCUUGCAAAUGCUGGACACAAAGUGCUUGUCCUAGAAAAAGGAAGUUAUCUUGCAAAAACAAACCUUUCACUUCUUGAAGGUCCUUCAAUGGAUCAAAUGUACCUUGGAAAUGGACUACUAGCAACCAAGGACAUGGAUAUUAUGCUACUUGCUGGAUCCACUGUUGGUGGUGGCUCAACGAUAAACUGGUCAGCUUCGAUUCAAACUCCACAACAUGUUCUAAAAGAAUGGUCCGAAAGCUACAAUCUUGAACUGUUUGAAAGUGAACUCUACAAGGGGGCUAUGAAGAUUGUGUGUGAAAAAAUGGGAGUUCAGUCUGAAAUUCAGGAUGAAGGGUUCCAAAACAUGAUAUUGCGAAAAGGGUGUCAAGAAUUGGGGUAUCCAGUGGAAACUGUUCCUACAAACGCGCCCUCGGAUCAUUAUUGUGGAUGGUGCAGCAUGGGUUGCAAAGACGGGAGAAAAAAAGGCGCAGCUGAGACAUGGCUAGUUGAUUUGGUGAAAUCGGGUAAUGGUGCAAUACUUCCUGAAUGUGAAGCCUUGGAAGUGAUCCAUGAAAAGAAGAAUGACAACUCAGGAAAAAGUAAAGCUAUUGGAGUUGCUUUUGCAUUUCAAAAUUAUGAAGGGGCGAGAAAAAUUUGCAUGGUGAAAUCAAAAGUCACAAUAGUAGCUUGUGGUGCUCUUAGCACUCCUUCAUUGCUCAAGAGAAGUGGCUUGAAGAAUCCAAAUAUUGGCAGAAACUUACACCUCCAUCCAGUCGUUAUCGCCUGGGGAUACUUUCCAGAUUCACAACCAAUAUCUAAUGAAAUAUGGCCAAAAGCAGAGAAGAAGAGUUAUGAAGGAGGAAUAAUAACAGCAAUGUCUAAAGUCAUGGCGAAUACCGAAGGAUCGGAAUAUGCUGCAAUCUUACAAACACCAGGAUUGCACCCUGGCAUGUUUUCAGCACUAAUGCCAUGGGUUUCAGGCCUAGAUAUUAAGAUGAGGAUGACCAAAUACUCAAGAACCGCGUAUAUUUUCGCGUUAGCAAGGGACAAGGGAUCAGGGGAAGCAUUCUCACCAUAUUCAGUAAGUUACAAGUUGGAUCAAAUUGAUGAAGAAAGUCUAAAACUAGGCUUAGAGAAGACAUUAAGAAUCUUGGCAGCUGCCGGUGCAGAAGAGAUCGGAACUCAACAUCGAAAAGGAAGGAGUUUGAAGGUGAAAGAAGCGAGUUUGAAGGAUUUUGAGAGGUUUGUGAAAGAAGAAAGUUCAAUAAGAAUUGGAAAACAUUCAGUUCCUAUAUGUUCAGCACAUCAAAUGGGAAGUUGUAGAAUGGGAAUUGAUCCAAGAACUUCAGUGGUUAAUUCUAAAGGGGAGACAUGGGAAGCAGAAGGUUUGUUUCUUGGUGAUUCAAGUGUGUUUCCAACUGCUCUUGGAGUGAAUCCAAUGGUCACAAUUCAGGCCAUUUCUUACUGCACUGCAAAAUCUGUGCUUCAAGUUCUUAAGAAUCAAAAGCUUGGGUAAAAAGGGAAGCAUGAAGAAUUAUUUUUGGAAAAUCUUGAAAAAGUUGUUUUUGUUUAUUUAUUUAUUAUGUGAUGUCUCUACCUUCCAGGCCUCAACUAAUGAGUUGAAGGCUAUAGUAAGCAUAUGGCAUAAGAUUCUUGGAGGAAUACAUAUAUCUUACCAAGUGUAAACGUCAAAAUUAUAUUCUAGUAAAUCUGUUAGUAAAUUGUGUUAUU
Molecule: messenger RNA, 2821 nt
Organism: Lycium barbarum (goji berry)
Lineage: Eukaryota; Viridiplantae; Streptophyta; Magnoliopsida; Solanales; Solanaceae
Product: long-chain-alcohol oxidase FAO4A-like
Exons: 3
Coding region: 261-2606 (781 amino acids)
Molecular function (GO): flavin adenine dinucleotide binding; long-chain-alcohol oxidase activity
Source: RefSeq, a predicted model, not a curated record